AUGUCUCUCCCACACAUGUCAAGCACAAAACAUACCUUUCUACCUCUACUAGCAGAGCCGCGCCCACGCUCCGACAAGGCUUCACCUCUCGUCACCGCAAGCCAAACUAUCUGCACAUCAACAACAGAGCCAACCAUUCUCACCACCAACGUCGUGCCGCAGAUGGUGGACCAAGACCCGCCGCUGCUUCAACCCCCUCUUCCUGUCCCACCACACGACGACGACGACGACCAACGCCCAAUAACAACCGCGGGACAAGACGUUCAUGCUGGCGAGAACAAACAGGAAAGCGAGAAGCUGACAGCGCAUCCUUGGCCGGUUCCUCAUGCAGCAGAACACCAGAAGCAUGUCUGGUACGGCUCGAUGCUGGGCAUGGGGACAUCCAAAGUCCAGGACAAAUGGGGAUUUUCUAGCGCGAGCGUCUCGCGGUCGCAUACACCAGACGCUAGAUAG
Molecule: messenger RNA, 453 nt
Organism: Alternaria burnsii
Lineage: Eukaryota; Fungi; Ascomycota; Dothideomycetes; Pleosporales; Pleosporaceae
Exons: 1
Coding region: 1-453 (150 amino acids)
Source: RefSeq, a predicted model, not a curated record